Messenger RNA from Mobula hypostoma (lesser devil ray), 8757 nucleotides. RefSeq names its product RIC1 homolog, RAB6A GEF complex partner 1 (gene ric1). Gene Ontology annotation, biological process: retrograde transport, endosome to Golgi; intracellular protein transport. The transcript has 26 exons. NCBI's taxonomy places the organism in Eukaryota, Metazoa, Chordata, Chondrichthyes, Myliobatiformes, Myliobatidae. Gene Ontology annotation, molecular function: protein binding. The coding region runs from base 223 to 4485 and encodes 1420 amino acids. The record is from RefSeq and is a predicted model, not a curated record. Gene Ontology annotation, cellular component: Ric1-Rgp1 guanyl-nucleotide exchange factor complex; cytosol; Golgi membrane.
GGUAAGAUGGCGGGCGACAGGCUGCCGGAGCCAGCGGAUGUGAAUGGCAAGCGGCUGGGUGCCGACGCUAUCGCAGCUGGCCGUGAGUGAGGCAGCCGUGUUCGCAGUUGGUCGCCUUGCUUGUCCGCUCGUGGUGCUGUCAACCAGCACUGGGGUCCCACCGCGCCAGGAGCCUGCGCCGAGUCUUUGUAGCGGCGGCCGGGCCGGAGGCUCCCCGUGGACAUGUACUUCCUGAGCGGAUGGCCCCGGAGGCUCCUGUGUCCGCUCAGGGGCUCAGAGAAGCCCUUUUACAUCCAGCCCGACUCUCGGAGACUGCUGUUCGCGCUCUUAUCGCAGAGCCAGAUCAGCCUGUGGUACGGCAGGCCCAGUGUUUUAAUUGUAAGCUACAAGGAAUCUGCAAAAGCAGCUUCACAGUUUGGAUCAUAUGAAAAGACAGAAUGGAAGUCCGAUAGCAGCAUGAUUGCUGUUGCGACUAAAAAUGGAUACAUCUUGCUCUUUGACAUUGUAUAUUCAGGACAAGAGAAAUACUUAUAUGAACCGGUGUAUCCCAAAGGAAACCCAAGAGUUAAGGUAUCAACUGGUUACAAGGAAGAACAAUGUGCUCCUUCCAUAACUGUAGAGAUGAAGAAGGUGCUAGAUUUCCAAGCACAAAUCACAAGUCUGCAGUCAAUGCAGGAUGAUUUAGUAAUCGCUACGAGUGAUGGGAUACUACAUCUUAUUCACUGGGAUGGUUUAACAAAUGGAAGAAAAGCCAUUAAUCUUCGUUCUGUUCCAUUUUCUGUGGACCUCCAGUCAUCACGAAGUCCUUCAUUAGAGUUUGAAUUUGUAUGUGUCCAGGAUAUGGAAUACUGUGCAACCCUCGAUGGUUUUGCUGUGGUUUUUGAUGAUGGUCGGAUUGGGUUCAUUGCUCCUGUGUCCAGUAGACUUGCAGCUGAGGAUUUUCAUGGUGUAUGGGCACAAGAAGUUACUGAUGGAACUUGUGUGGCUAUUAACAACAAGUACAAAUUGAUGGCAUUUGGCUGUGCAAAUGGUUCUGUUUUAGUUUACUCAAUGGAUACAACUACAGGAAGCAUGCAACUAUCCCACAAGUUCGAAUUAACUCCAAAACAUUAUCCUGAUAUUUGGAACAAAACGGGAGCUGUGAAAUUGGUCAAAUGGUCACCUGAUUGGAGUGUUGCUAUGGUUACAUGGGAGUGUGGAGGCUUAUCCUUGUGGAGUGUUUUUGGUGCUCAUCUAUUUUGCACAUUAGGUGGAGAUUUUGCGCAUUAUUCUGAUGGCACAAAGAAGGAUCCCAUUAAAAUCAGCUCUAUGAGCUGGGGUGCAGAAGGCUACCACCUUUGGGCAAUUUCCAGUGAUAACACUCAACAAGUAAAAAGUGACCUGGAAAAUAAAAGUGUGCAAGCAGAAAUUCUUCAAUUUCAAUUCAUCAAAAGCGCUCUAACGGUUAAUCCCUGCAUGAAUAACCAGGAACAAGUACUUCUGCAAGGGGAGGAUCGUCUUUAUUUGAAUUGUGGUGAUGCAUUGCAGAAUCAGAAUUCAAGUACCGCAUCAGCAAAUUCAGGGCACCAGCCAGUCAGGGAAAAGAAUCCUCUUUCAGAUGACAUUCUAAUUCCUCAGGAUUUAAGCACUUUAUUAGGACACAGGCAUUGGCAUAUUGUACAGAUCCACAGUACCUAUCUAGAGAGUAAUUGGCCUAUAAAGUUCACAGCAAUAGAUCGUCUGGGUCAGUGUGUUGCUGUGGCAGGCAAAUAUGGAAUUGCACACUACGCUUUGUUUACAAGAAAAUGGAAACUUUUUGGAAAUAUUACACAGGAACAAAAUAUGGCAGUGACUGGUGGUUUGGCAUGGUGGAAUGACUUCAUUGUUUUAGCCUGUUAUAAUUUGAUUGACCAACAAGAGGAGCUAAGACUUUAUCUCCGAUCAUCCAACUUGGACAAUGUUUUUGCUCACAUUACCAAAGUACAGGCAGAGACUUUAUUGAUAAAUGUCUUCAGGGACAUGGUGAUAUUGUUCAGGGCAGACUGCUCUAUCUGCUUAUACAGUAUUGAUCGGAAUGAUAAUGGCCCUAAUCCCACUGCCAGUGUUCAAAUUCUGCAAGAAGUAUCUAUGUCACGUUACAUCCCACAUCCUUCACUUGUGGUAUCAAUAACUUUGAGUUCUGUGAGAACAGAGACCGGCAUCACCUUGAAAAUGCCACAGCAGGCCUCUGCUGCAGAAAGCAUUAUGCUUAAUUUGGCAGGUCAGCUUAUCAUGCUACAGAGGGAUCGAUCUGGUCCUCAGGUACGAGAGAAGGAUAGUAUUUCUAAACAUAGGAAGCUGCUCCCAUUCUCUGCUCCCAUUGUGCUUGCACAAUGUGUUGAAAGUGUGUGGACAACCUGUCGAUCCAACAAACACAAGCGUCAUUUGCUCGAAGCUCUCUGGCUCAGUUGUGGAGAAGCAGGAAUGAAAGUUUGGCUUCCUCUUUUUCCUCGAGACAAUCGCAAACCACAUUCCUUCUUAUCCAGGCGGAUUAUGUUGCCAUUCCAGAUCAAUAUCUAUCCUUUGGCUGUUUUAUUUGAAGAUGCCCUUGUCCUUGGUGCAGUGAAUGAAACUGUGCUCUAUGAUAAUUUAUAUGUAUAUAGUAGUGAAAAAGAACCUUUGGAAGUCCUAUUCCCAUUUUGUACUGUUGAGAGGACUUCUCAAAUCUACCUCCAUCAUAUUCUUCGCCAGCUUCUCGUAAGGAACCUUGGUGAACAGGCCCUGCUGUUAGCUCAGUCCUGUGUCACAUUACCAUAUUUCCCUCAUGUACUGGAACUGAUGCUUCACGAAGUAUUGGAAGAAGAAGCUACCUCUCGGGAACCUAUUCCUGACCCACUGCUUCCAACUGUGGCAAAGUUCAUUACUGAAUUCCCUCUUUUCCUGCAGACAGUAGUUCAUUGUGCUAGAAAGACGGAAUAUGCCUUGUGGAAUUACCUAUUUGCUGCUGUGGGUAAUCCUAAAGAUUUGUUUGAGGAGUGUUUGCUGGCGCAGGAUUUGGACACUGCUGCAUCUUAUCUCAUCAUCCUACAGAACAUGGAAGUCCCUGCUGUUAGCAGACAGCAUGCAACACUGCUUUUCAACACAGCUCUAGAACAAGGAAAAUGGGAUCUUUGCCGUCACAUGAUCCGUUUCUUGAAAGCCAUUGGAGCAGGAGAACUAGAAACUCCUCCACCCACUCCUACCACUCAGGAACCCAGCUCAGCCGGUGGUUUUGAGUUCUUCAAACAUAGGAGUAUUAGUUUUUCACAGUCAACAGAAGGGCUCAGUACUGGUAAAUUUAACCUGCAGAAGACACUAAGCAUGCCUACAGGGCCUUCAGCCAAAAGGUGGAGCAAAGAUGUUGAUAGUGCUGAGAACAUGUACAUAGAUGAGAUGCUUUGGCGUCAUGCACGAAGACUCUUGGAAGAAAUGAGGUUAAAAGAUCUCUGCAGUUUUGCUGCACAGCUGGGUUUUGAGCUCAUUGGUUGGCUCUGCAAAGAAAGGACUCGAGCAGCACGAGUUGAGGACUUUGUAAAGGCUUUAAAAAGACUCCACAAGGACUUUGUUUGGCCAUUUCCUGUUAUUCCUUCCUGCUCAUUCCUAAACUCACCAUUCAAGAAUGGGAAAUACAAAACAGUUGGAGAUCAGUUUCUUAAGUCACAGUCAACUGAAACAUUUGCAAGCAGUGAGUUGGAGAGUGGAAUCAUAAACACCCGUGGCAGUCAUAUCUGCCUUGGUCUAAAUACUGCAGACAGAGAAAUGGAUUCUGGCUCACUGCAUGGACCACAGACACAGGAAGCAGUUCUCUCACCGAUGCUUUCUAAAGGUGAUGAAUGCAGUAUCGGAUCGGCUACUGAUCUCACUGAAACCAGUUCAAUGGUGGAUGGCGACUGGACUAUGGUAGAUGAGCAUUUUUCCACACUCAGCCUCACGCAGUCUGAGCUAGAGUACAUAUCAAUGGAGUUGGCCAAUAAAGGUCCUUGUAAGUCACAGGUUCAGCUAAGGUAUCUACUCCAUAUAUUUUUGGAAGCUGGCUGUUUGGAGUGGUGCAUAGUGACAGCACUCAUCCUCCGAGAUUCUACAGCGAUAGGUCAGAUAAUUAGUUCAAUCCAACACUCCGAGAUUUCCAAGGAAGUUUUGCAGGGUAUUAAAGAUGGGAUGCUUGCUGUGGAUGGAUGGGCUUCAUCAGACUGCCCUGGAUACAAGCCAUUUCUAAAUCGUAUAAAGCCUCAGUUGCAAAAAUUGAAUGAGGUCACAGAGGAGCAAAUUCAACCCGAAGCUUUUCAGCCUUCAAUUCGUCUGAGCAUAUCAAAGGCAGUGGAGCCCCCCAACCCAUGGUCAGAAGACAGCAGAACCUCUGUGAGCCAUGUGAACAAUAGCCAGAAUGAUAGUGGUAGUGGUAUCAGUGGGCAGGAAGAUGAUGACCAGGGAGAGGAGGAAGAUGUACCACUCAUGGAUGAAGGCAGUUAUGAGUGUAAUCUGUCAUGAAUAGCUAUUCUUUAGAUGGUUGAAUUCCAAACUUUGAGAAUGCAAAUGAAUCAUUGGUGCCUUCCUCUGUUAUGCACAUGUCUUGUAUAUUGAAGGAGAAUUCUCACACUAAUGUCCAAACUGAAUUUGGAACAAAAUGUCUGCCUUCAUUUCAUAAAAUCAAAAAAAUGACAUCUUGGUUAUUGAAAUAGAUUGCUGAUGUGGAACAUCUCUGGCAAAGUAACCAUUCUUUCCCUUCUGUGUGCCUGAGCAUCAUGUGACAUACAGGGUACCAGACAGUGUGGAAGAAAUGCAUGAAUUCUAGAUGCAAUUUUAUGAAAGUAACAUCUUUCUACAGCAACUAUUUCUGGAUUGGAACUUGACUCUGUAGCAACAGUGCCUGUUUUAAUACUGCCUUAGUUUGGUUAGGGUGGUGAGUCUUAUAAAGGUGUUCUUACUUCAGAAAUGUUUCAAAUUCUAUUAUUUUUGUUCUUCGGCAAGGGAGUGUAAUGAAAUAGUGCCAUACAAACUGAACAUUAUCCGCGUAAAGGACCAAGUUUCAGGCACUGAUUUAUUUUAGAUUUUAUUCAUUGCUACAUUGAAGUGUGAGUCCAUACUUGUCCUAGAAGUAUUCAUUUAUCACCAUAAAUUUAAUUUAAAAACUAUAUUCUUAAAAGGGAUUGUUCCGAGUACAUUUGAAAGGGGCUCCGGUUCUCUUCCAGGCACAUGACUCAAAAGUGGGAUGCUUGAUAUUUUUGAAGAGUAUUAUUGGCUGUGUAUUUAAUUUCAGGCAGGAAUCAUUACUAUGCCCUCUAGAUGUAAGUGUGUGCUUUGCUCAUUACUAUACCUCUGCUGGAAUAGAUAGAUGGUCUCAAAUUGGUAAUUAAAUUGAGCUUCUGACCAUAUUCUCCAUAGGUUAUUGCUUAGUUUAGCCCUAACUUUAAUUAUAUUGGUCCAACAACCAAUUAGUGAUCCACAAUGUCUCUUGCAUGCUUAUAGCCUUGGUGUUAUAACCAGUUGUACUCUACUUGACCUAUUACUUGAGCCAGGCAUGAUUCAGUACUCCAUUGGAACACUGGAGAUAACUAGGCAUUGGAAUUAGAAGGCUGAGCUCUCUUUACCCCACUGACAUCUAAAUUUAACUAGAUUAAUUACUCCUACCUAGAAUAUUGCGAAGUCUAAACCUCUAUUUUACAAAAUGUGGCAAUUUAAAAUUUCCCUUUCUAUCGGUGCAGAGUUGCCUGCUAGGUGUUAAGAUCUUGUACAAAUCAUGCUAUUUGGUUCCACAAUGACUGGAUAUUUCAAUGUCACAAAUCAAGUCAGAAAACCCUGUCACAAUUUUUGAAGGAAAAGACAUGUGCAUGAUAUGUGACUGAGGCUCUAAAUCAAACUUUUAAACCCGUGUUGGUGCUUAAGGAAUUGAUCUUGGCCCUCAAGUAUUUUAUACAGAACUUUUUCUAAAAUAAAGUGCAUUUCAGAUUUUGUUUAAGACGCCAUCAUUAACCCAACUGCUCAUACAGCUAUUUAUAUUGUACAGUGUUGCCGCAGGUGUUGCAUGAGCAUUUGGUACCCUGUUGUAAGAUCUGUGUGAGAUUUGUGCUGUAAAAUAAAUACCAUUGCUUUGAGAUGGCAGGAGCUGAAAAAGAUCAUUUAUGAAAAUUAUCAGAGGACUGUUUUAACAGGUUUGUGUUUAGAAAUGCCUUUAUUUAUUGCUUUCCCAAAAACUUAAGCUUUGUUCUAGAUGCAAAAAGUAUUUUUAUGUAAAUAAAAUAAAGCUGUGUAAUCAUGUUUUUUAUACUUGGUUAGAUUCUAGCAAGGUGUAAAAUAUGAACAGUAACAAUAGCUUUUAAUAAAGGCUGUCCUAAUUAAAGCUUGAUUAUUAUGUUAAUCCACUUUCAAGGGAGUAAAGUCACCCAUUAAUUUCCUACUCCAAAUAAAGUGCUGCUGUGUAUACUCUUAAAUAGUGGUACUAUCUACAUACCCAUUUCCUUGCAUCUGAAUGCGAAGGUAAAUGUAACUGAAGCAGUAUUAAGAGACUAAAAUAGCAUAUUUGUUACUGUGCAAUUUGAACAAAAGAAAUGCAAAUUGUUGCUUAUUUUAUACAAUGAGUAGUCUAUUUUUUUAGCCAAACCGAAUUGAAUUUUGAUGUGGACCAAAUUGGUAAUCUAGCCCUAAAUAGUAAUUAGUAUAUUAAUUAUCAAUGUUUAAGCUCAUAGGAUAAUAAAGGACAGAACAGAAUUCAUUAAAUGCAAUAUAUCCUUUAAAAGGGAUUUUAACAUUUUGUUGAAUGUUCAGAGGAAUGCAGAGGGAGUGAGUGAGUUGAGAUUGGAUUCAUGUUGCACAUGUACCAUACAAUCAGACUUAAGCUAAUAUAAAAAUGUAUUAUUUGAUUACUGGCCCCUGUACUUGGCUGGGCUAAAUUGAGGUCAGUUUCUUAACUAAGUUUGAAGUGUGCUUGGCUGUACAUCCACACAUGGCAAAGGUAAUUAUAUUUUAGACUGUUUUCCAAGCAGUUGGUUUUUUUAUGCAGUAAUAUCUUUCUAUUUAAUAUUUAAAUCUGCUUAAAGAUUCUUUUGUACUCUUCAGUUUGCUAACAUGACCUUGUAAAUAACUGACAUUAACCUGUUAAAACACCACACUGUAAAUCUACUUAAAACCCAUCAAGUGUUUCAAAACAAGCAGUAUUUUCAUCCAAUUCCCAAAUAUUUAAAACCUGGUUUGAAGUCUUUUUUUAAAAAAAAUAUUUUUUUAAAAAUCCCAGUAAGACCCCUUCCUGUAACUUUGUUGACAGCUGUGAAAUGGAGACAAGUCUCUAGGAACUAUUGAGCAUGGUCUGGUGGUGUUUAACAUAACCUCAAUAAUGUAGCAACAUGGGCAUAUAGUUAGAAUUCUCUUUGCAAGAUUGAUGGAAUGGCAGUUUUUAUCUGUUUUACUAACAAAUUUAUUUGUUUUUGUUUCCUGGCACAUGUACGAUUUUACAGCAAUAAACACUUUUGAUUACACAAGUUUGUUUUAGGCUGUUCCUGAAAAACAUGGCAUUGUGCUCUAAAUAUUAAUAGCAAAAUUUUACUUCACAGGAAUUGGUUCAAUCUUAAAAUAAAAUCAAUGAAAGCUUCCACUAAACAUUUAUCCCUCAACAAUCACUGCCACAAUGCAAAACAUGAAAUAAUCAAUGUACAGUCCCCAUCAGUAUUAUUAAACAAUUUAUUUUAAGUUAUUGACUGAAUGUAUUUCAACUAUAAAAAUUGAAGCAUGUAAAAAUACUGUUACUGUGAAAACAACUUUGCAGGAGUUAUGCCCAAAGGGCACCAUAUUCCAAAGCAAAAGCUCAAGGUGGUGCAUGUUCAGCAAGUGCCGCCUAGUGGUUAGAAGACAUUAUAGAAAAAUAAGGGGAAGUUUCUUUCUAGGUACUUUCCCUGAGUUUAACAAACUACUUUAACUAAAAUCCUUCCGCACUUUCUGGUAGCAUCUUUCCUAGAAGAUAACUGACCGAUUCAAUAAUUCCCUUACUUCUGUAAUCACUUAAAAGUUCAUAUACAAUGUAUCAUUUUACAGGUAUUCUGCCCUGUUAUUUGAUAAUUGUCCAAUGCCGUUUAAGAUUUUUUCCAAACUCAAGCUUAAGUAAAAUAUAUUUACUUAAAAUCAGCAACCCAAUUAAGUAAUCCAAGGAUUUGAUAAAAUGCCUCAAAUAGGUUUUGAGACAAACAGCCAAGAGACCAAAGCUGAUAUAAUUUUGGUAAAUGGAAGAAUGCUGGAUUAAAGGAACAAAUUAAUCUGGCUCCAAUACACAUCUAAAACUAGUAGUUACACUGUCUUCAGCAGCAAUAACCCCUCGAUAGUUCAGGCAACCAUGUGCUUAUAAUGGUCAUCUUAUCUUUAUCAAUAGUCCUGUCUGCACCCUGAUUUAUUUCCGCUCUCCCUACAAAACAAACCUGUGAAAUUAAUGGACAUUGACAUACUUGGUUAUGAACAAUGUCGUUAAAACUAGCUUCCAUUGCAAGACUGUCAGACCCAAGCUAAAACUGUGUUUGGAGAUGGUGGUUUGAAAACAUCUUACUCAUUCAUCCUUAACCUACUAAAUUAUGAACAAAAUAAAUGUCAUCACUUAUCAGUUAGUAAGACAUACUGUAGUUCUUCAUGUACUUCCAAACCCAACUUGAAACAACAGCAGGUAAGAAAUCUGCAUCUCAUUGCAAACAAAGGCUUUUUUCAUACCCAUUGUAACAAGAAUAUUUUAAAAUUGAACUACUACAUUCAUCACAGCAAUAUUUUUUAAAACUUUGAUAUACUUCA